ACGCGGAGCUCCACCCUUUAGGCUUCCCCAUCGAUUUUUACACAAGCCCUGUGCAGCGCUUUGUCGCAUCCCACAAACCACUGUUGGGUUGGAUAUCCCCGCGUGCAACACUCCUCCACCACCUCGGCGCUCAACAACAAUAUACUGUUAAACGUGAAUACUGUGGUAAACUGAGAAGAUGUCGCAAAAUAGUCAACAAGUGUCUUCAUCAGAUGCAGUAAAAAUAGUUGUUAAAUCUAACCAAGCAACAAAUGGAAAUGUUCAUCAUAUCGCAACGAUCGGUCUGGCUGAAUUGGCACACCGAGAGUAUCAGACAGGGGACUAUGAAAAUGCUGAGAAACACUGCAUGCAGUUAUGGCGGCAAGAUCCUUCCAACACAGCUGUGUUACUCCUGUUGUCCUCAAUUCAUUUCCAGUGUAGACGCUUAGACAAAUCAGCACACUUUUCAAUGUUGGCAAUUAAGCAAAAUCCAAUGUUAGCAGAGGCCUACAGUAACCUUGGCAAUGUAUAUAAAGAGCGUGGUCAGUUACAGGAAGCUCUUGAAAAUUAUCGUCAUGCAGUUCGACUCAAACCAGAUUUCAUUGAUGGAUACAUUAACUUAGCAGCUGCUCUUGUUGCUGCUAAUGACAUGGAACAAGCUGUCCAAGCCUAUGUGUCCGCUCUGCAGUACAAUCCUGAUCUGUAUUGUGUACGAAGUGACUUGGGUAAUCUGUUGAAGGCUCUGGGAAGGCUGGAUGAAGCAAAGGCAUGUUACCUGAAGGCCAUUGAGACAAGACCAGACUUCGCUGUAGCUUGGAGCAAUCUUGGAUGUGUCUUCAAUGCCCAGGGAGAAAUCUGGUUGGCAAUUCACCACUUUGAAAAGGCUGUUGCACUAGAUCCAAAUUUCCUUGAUGCAUACAUCAACCUUGGCAACGUUUUGAAGGAGGCACGACUUUGACAGAGUUCUUGUUUUGUAUUUUCCAGGGCUGUAGCAGCUUACCUUCGUGCACUGAAUCUUUCCCCAAACCAUGCAGUGGUCCAUGGAAACUUGGCUUGUGUUUACUAUGAGCAAGGCCUCAUUGACCUUGCAAUUGACACUUAUCGCCGUGCAAUUGAAUUACAACCAAACUUCCCAGAUGCAUAUUGCAACUUGGCAAAUGCCCUUAAGGAAAAGGGACAGGUUAAUGAAGCUGAGGAAUGUUACAACACAGCUCUCCGCCUCUGUCCUACUCAUGCUGAUUCACUUAACAACCUUGCAAAUAUCAAGAGGGAGCAGGGUCACACUGAAGAUGCUACUCGCCUCUACCUCAAGGCUUUGGAGGUGUUCCCAGAGUUUGCUGCUGCACACUCCAAUUUGGCAUCUAUACUUCAACAACAGGGUAAACUUAAUGAAGCUCUUAUGCACUACAAGGAGGCCAUUCGUAUCCAGCCUACAUUUGCUGAUGCAUAUAGUAAUAUGGGCAACACACUCAAAGAAAUGCAAGACAUUCAAGGUGCCCUUCAGUGCUAUACACGUGCCAUCCAAAUCAACCCUGCCUUUGCUGAUGCCCAUUCCAACUUAGCCUCCAUCCACAAGGAUUCUGGUAAUAUUCCAGAAGCUAUACAGUCCUACCGGACAGCACUGAAGCUAAAGCCAGACUUCCCUGAUGCCUACUGUAAUCUUGCUCAUUGUCUACAAAUUGUGUGUGACUGGACUGAUUAUGAUGCUCGCAUGAAGAAAUUAGUUGCCAUUGUGGGUGAGCAGUUAGAGCGUAAUCGUCUGCCGUCCGUACAUCCUCACCACUCAAUGCUGUAUCCGCUGUCCCAUGAAUACAGGAAGGCCAUUGCCAACAGGCAUGCAAAUCUCUGUAUGGAAAAGAUUAAUGUUCUGCACAAACAACCUUACAAGUACCCAUCAGAGGCGACGCCCGAAGGACGUAUACGUGUAGGUUAUGUUUCAUCUGACUUUGGCAACCAUCCCACAUCACAUUUAAUGCAGAGCAUCCCUGGUCUGCACGAUAGAUCGCGGGUGGAAAUAUUCUGCUACGCUCUGAGUCCAGAUGAUAGUACCACAUUUAGGAGUAAAAUUAACAGGGAGGCUGAACACUUUAUUGACCUUUCACAAAUUCCGUGCAAUGGCAAAGCAGCUGACCGUAUAAAUCAGGAUGGUAUCCACAUUCUUGUAAAUAUGAAUGGCUACACUAAGGGCGCUCGUAAUGAAAUUUUUGCUUUACAUCCUGCACCUGUUCAGGUCAUGUGGUUGGGCUACCCAGGCACUAGUGGAGCCCCUUUCAUGGACUACCUCAUCACUGACCGUAUCACUUCACCAUUAAGGGUGGCAUCACAGUAUAGUGAGAAGCUUUCAUAUAUGCCUGACACCUUCUUUGUUGGUGAUCACAAAAACAUGUUUCCUCAUCUUCAAGAAAGAGUUCUUCUUGACUCUAUUGUCAACCCAAAGCUGCUGAACAAUGAGCCCAUCAAAGAUAAUGUGGCAAUUAUUAAUACAACAGAUCUUAACCCUUUGAUUGAGAUUGCUGAAGUGCUGACUGUCAAGGAAGUGGUGAAACCAAAUACUACCAAAGAUUCUGUAGAAGUAGCAGUAACUGUUGCUCAACUUGCCACAACAGCACCUAUUGAGUCAAUGAUUCAGACUGGUUUGGCCCAAGCCACGGUGAAUGGCUUCAUUGUGCAGAAUGGCUUGGCCACCAUACAGAUGAACAAUAAAGCUGCUACUGGAGAGGAACCACCUAAGAACAUUCUGGUUACUGCACGUAAACAGUAUGGUUUGCCUGAAGAUGCUGUCAUCUACUGCAACUUCAACCAGUUGUAUAAGAUUGACCCUUCAACUCUUCAAAUGUGGUGCAAUAUCUUAAAGCGGGUGCCCAAAUCUGUUGUAUGGCUGUUAAGAUUCCCAGCUCAUGGAGAAGCAAACAUUUUAGCCCAGGCACAACACCUUGGAGUUGGACCAGGACGAAUUAUCUUUUCUAAUGUUGCUGCCAAAGAAGAACAUGUUCGUCGAGGACAGUUAGCAGAUGUUUGUUUAGACACACCAUUAUGUAAUGGCCAUACCACAGGUAUGGAUGUGUUAUGGGCAGGUACACCUAUGAUCACUUUGUCUGGAGAGACACUGGCCUCACGAGUGGCAGCCUCACAGCUUCAUUGUCUGGGAACCCCAGAUCUUGUGGCCACUACACGACAGGAAUAUGAAGAUAUUGCCUGCAGGUUGGGAAAUGACAGAGAAUAUCUUAAAGCUACACGUGCUAAUGUGUGGAAGGCUCGCCUGGAGUCUCCGCUGUUUGACUGCAAGACCUACGCCCGAAAUCUUGAACGCCUCUUCAAGCGAAUGUGGGACAAAUAUGCGGCAGGAGAGAAGCCAGACCACAUUACGGAGUGGUAGAUUAAUUUAGUCUAAGGAAUAAGUACUGUACUGAUGUAUAGAAAGGACUAUUUAUUCACAACCAAUUUGCAUCCAAUCACUGAAUAUAUGCACUGUAUCCCUUUAAAAUGGUUUUGGAUGACCAUGGUAAGUCUUAUCAUUAAUCAUUCCAUUACCAUUGGAUUGAGUGAGAAACAGUGGGAGGUUAUGAAACUUAUAUGUGAUACUGCUCUUUCAAAUUCACGUCAUCACUGUCAUGUUCUUCGUCAGUUCAAAUUCGCUGUUACUUGAUGUAUAGCAGCCAGUCAGUCAUAUUGUCACUAGUGGAUUUCAGCUUCUUUGUAUGUCCAACACACUUGUGUCAUUUACACUUGUAUCACUUGGAUGUGGAUGUUUUCUAGCUAGCUGUAUUUGAUAUUUCCUUGUACAUAGUACUAUUUGGUGAUCACUUGGAUUGUACACAUAUCCAGGCUACAAGAAAUGGACGAUCAUUAACUGAGAAUUAGUUGAUGGACUGAUAUGUUGGACAGGAUGUAUAUAGAAAAUUUUCAUGUAGGUUAAGUAUGCAUCAAAAGGCUCAGGAUUUUUUGAGUGUUAGUUUUUCAAAUACUAAUUUAAUUGGCAGUUUGAUUCUGCCUGCUAAAGCGCUGUUCUUGAUACUUGUUCAGGCCUGGUUGCACAGUGUCAGUUAAAUACAGAAAGACAGUCUUUUGGGUUGCCAUUCAUAAACACAAUGUUAAUGUUUUGCAAUACAACUAAUUAACCAUCUUACCCACUUUGAAGAUUGUGCACCAUGAAUUAUGAAUAUGUAGUGUUGAAACCUAGCUUUUUAGCACACUGUAAAUAUUAGAAUUCAGUAUCAGUGCAGUAUUUUAUUUUUUCUAAUUGCCCUUGCAAUUUUUAUUGCAAUUUGCCUUGGUCAAGUUUCAGUAGUCCUCUGUGAAUCUCGGGAGACACUCAAAGGUACACUUACAUUAUUGGGUCAUAAUUGUAAUUGGUAUCUGUUAAUUCCAAAAUUAGUCACAUUACCCUCAUUUACUUCCAGCUUCUUGCUCCUCAAUAUUCAUCCACCUUUUUGUCCAUGUCCUUCCUUUCUAGUCUCAUUUCACUUUUCUCCUCCCUCCUAUGUCUUUAUUUCUCCUCUUUUCCAUACUCUUUUGUCUUCCCUCCUUUACUGGUGUAUAUCUUCUUAUGAAGAUUAGUAUUCAUUUUUGAAUCCUUGUAGUUUUAAUAUAUUAGGGUGAAGAAAAACCCAUGCAGGAAAGGACUGAUUCUUAAGGUUACUUUAUAUUUAAUCCUACCCUACAAGUUCCUUACAUAGUAAUGUGAUUUUUAACCAUGUUAUGGUGUGUGAUAUUUGGAUGUUUUUGGGGUAAAGAGUGGAAUUGAUGCUUAUAUCUUUAUCUGCCUUACUUUCUCACUCGUGAAGUGAUGAUUCUUCAAAGAAGACAGAGGAUGGUUCCCACACACACACACACACACACACACAUUUUUUAUUUAAUUGUUUGGGCAUUCCAUUUUCAUGUAUGCAACAUUGUGGUUAUUAUUUUUUCCAUGUCUCUUUUGUUCCAAUUGAACACAAGGUUGGGCCACAAAGCUAAUGGGCCAAACUUAAAAACAAGUUUGAUUAUGCCUGGAUUGUGUUGCUUUCGUAAUUUUUAAAGCAAUUUGAGGGUAAUAAACGUAGAAUUCCAUGAUAGUGUAUAUGAACAUUUAUUCAGACUAUUGUACAUGGGCAUGGUAGUGGCAAAGUUAUUGGAGUGGCCUCUUCUUCAGACCAUACUGAGUAGCAAAAUGGGCCUAACAGCUAAUUGUAGGGAUUAAACAUGUGUAAUUUUCUCUGCUUCAUUUUAUAAGUAACUCAGUGUAUUUAAAGUGAUUUAGUAGAUGUAAAACUGACAGACAUGUUAAUGGAGAUAUAUCUGUAUUAUUAAACCCUAAGUACAUAUUCCCCUUAAAAGAAAUAUAUAUAUAUAUAUAUAUAUAUAUAUGUGGGGUCAGUCUUCUCAGACAAAAUACCAAAGUUACGUUUGGGUUUUUUGAUUUACUAAAUGUUUAUUUUUUUUAAGUGCCUCUUGAGUGCAUCUGCUGUAACUGAUUUUUUAAGGGUUUGUGUGCAUGGAGUGACCAGAAUUAUUCAGUCAUCCUCUGAUGCCUUGUAAUAAUUACAAUCACAUCUAGUCAGACAAAAUAUUAGAUAUGUUAUGGAAUCACCUAUACCAUCAUCUUUUCAGUGAAAAAUACGUAGUAUCAACACAUCAUAUCACUUUAUUCAUACAUACAUAUACUGAGUACUCAGCUGUGUCCAUGGCUCAGGUCUCCCCUUUACCAGCAGGAUCAGUACAGUAGUUUACAACUGGGUCGAGAUCUGUUAUGAAGUCAAAAUUCCAUUUCAUUAUUUUUUUCAUUUACAUUAAAUUCAUACUUAAUACAGUUACUACAUAUACACAGACAGAUAUUGUACUGUCAAACAGGGGUUUUAUAUGUUCAGCUUGAGGUUUGUCACUGAAGAUUCCUAGGACUAGCUUGGUACCUGUUAGCUUUGUCCUAAACAUGAAUAGCAUCUUAAACUUGUUUAACAGUUCCUCCAACAACCUUGUGACACAUUAUAAAAUGCUUUUAUUUCCCAUGAAAAUUAACUUUGCUGAAAAGACACCUCAAAAUAUAGGAAAUAAUUCAUUGUCUCAAUUUGGAGUAAAUUAUUUUGACAUUGUAUUGUAUAUACAGGAGUACCAUAAAUUCCAUGACCUGUCUAGUUUUCAUCAGUUGGUACAGUACAUCUCAAAGACUGUUCCUGAAGGGGGUUAUGUUAUAUGAAGGUAAGAGGAUCCACUUCUAAGCUAUUUGUUUAUGAACUUCAAGUCAGUUUAAUUCAUAUUCCAGUAUCAUCCUUAUAUGGUUUAUUAAGAAACUGUUGCCGCCAUCACUUGGUGGGCUUCACGUGUUCUUUACACAGUUGCCAUAAUUACCACCUAGAAAAUACUUGUAUUGUAUGCACAUAGGUAACAAUAACUGGGAUUCCAUAUCUUAAACGUCAGUAAUUGAUAAAACAUGCAACUGGUAAUUUUGGAUUUGUUGAUUUUACCUCAUAAAGAUAGAUUACUCCUGGUAGACACUAUACUGUAGUUGCUGGAAUGUCUGAAAGCUGAAGAACAUUCUGUCAAUUAGUAUUUAUAUUAUAUAUAUAUAUAUAUAUAUAUAUAUAUAUAUAUAUAUAUAUAUAUAUAUAUAUAUAUAUAUAUAUAUAUAAAAUAAUGUUUGUGUGUGUGUGUGUGACAGUUUUUUCAUUCCCCACUUCAGGGUACUUCUGUAAUUUUAAGAGAAAUAUUUGAAUAAAUAAAUUUGAUUCACAGAGUGUGGGUUGUUAGCUGUCAGUAAAUUUGAAAUGGUAUUGUCAAUUUGAAACUUUGGCAGUGUGAUUUAUCAUUACCUGGACUUGCCCAUAUACAAUAUAUACAUUUAUAUAUUUAUAUUUUUGAAUGUAGGAAUCCACAACAACAACUGGGCAUUCCUCUUAUCUUAAUGGCUUCUGUUUCUGCCCCUCAAUAGAUAUUGAAGUGACAAACAAUUUUCUCCCAUUAAAACUAUCAGAGUUGAUUUUGUAAUCCAAAUUGUACACAUUUAGGUUUUUAUAAUUUUCAUGUGACCCUUUUAAUUUUGAAAAGAAGGGGUAUCUUUAUUUCUCUGUUUCUUGUUCAAUGCUUUCUAAAAAUAAAUACAAAGCUUGAA
This is a messenger RNA of Homarus americanus (American lobster), 7063 nucleotides long. It is a transcript of the gene sxc, whose product is annotated as UDP-N-acetylglucosamine--peptide N-acetylglucosaminyltransferase 110 kDa subunit-like. Gene Ontology annotation, biological process: protein O-linked glycosylation. Gene Ontology annotation, molecular function: protein N-acetylglucosaminyltransferase activity; protein binding. The transcript is spliced from 20 exons. Lineage: Eukaryota; Metazoa; Arthropoda; Malacostraca; Decapoda; Nephropidae. The record is from RefSeq and is a predicted model, not a curated record.